CUCACUUAUUUUUCUUCUUUGUCCUUUACUUUCUUUUUUCUUUUUUUUUUAAUAAAAGAACUAACGAAAUAAGAUGUUCUUGUAUCAUCAUUAUCAUCGUAGUUAAAAAUUGAUUAAGCUUGCUUGUCUACUUAAACUUGAUUUCUUCAAAUGUACGCGUAAACUCGGAUUUCCAUUCUCAAUCCCAUUCUUCCAUUUCCAAGCUUCUCUUUUUUCUCAGGUUCUUCAAUUUGGAUUUUCUUUGUCAUAUGUCCACUAUGAUCUUCAAGAACAGUGAAUGCUAGUCAAUUUAUGUCCAUUGUGAUUUAUGGGAACCCAGAAAACAUGAACUUGAGAUUUUGAAGCGAUAUCAUUUGGAGGACUUGUAGGACGGAUGAAGUCAAUGUUGUUGAAGCAGGUCCUCUUACUCUUUUUUAUUUUAUUGGGCUUUGGUGGCUAUGUCAAGGCUGAAGAAUCCACUAAGGUGGUUGAUCGUCCGAGGUUAAGAGUUGCACCAUUGAAGGAUUUUAUAAAUGAUGUUACUGAAGGCACAGGUGCCAAAGAUGUUUUCAGUGCUGAGACCACCUCUACCAAUCCUAUUGAGGGAAAACCUGCAAAUACCAGAGUUUCCGUCACAACUGUUGCGUUAUUUACCCUAGCUAUGGCGGCUGCCAGUGGUUUUGGGGCUAUUCCUUUCUUUUUUGUCGAGCUUGAUCCUCGCUGGGAGGGCUUAUGCGGUGGAAUGGCUGCCGGUGUCAUGCUGGCUGCAAGCUUUGAUCUUAUACAGGAAGGCCAAGAGUAUGGUCAUGGAAGUUGGGUUGUCAUUGGGAUAUUGUCUGGUGGCAUUUUUAUUUCACUCUGUAAGAAGGUGCUUGAUCGGUAUGGUGAGGUAAGUAUGCUGGACAUAAAAGGUGCUGAUGCAGCAAAAGUUGUUCUUGUGAUCGGAAUUAUGACUCUACAUGCUUUUGGGGAGGGUGCUGGUGUUGGCGUCUCAUUUGCUGGUUCAAGAGGUUUAUCUCAGGGCCUUUUAGUGACUUUAGCUAUUGCUGUUCACAAUAUACCUGAAGGAUUGGCUGUAAGUAUGAUGCUUGCCUCAAGGGGGGUAUCUCCUCAAAAUGCGAUGUUAUGGAGUGUGCUGACAUCCUUGCCCCAGCCCAUUGUGGCAGUGCCAGCAUUUAUAUGUGCUGAUGCAUUUAACAAAUUCUUACCUUUCUGUACGGGCUUUGCUGCUGGAUGUAUGAUCUGGAUGGUUAUUGCAGAAGUUCUUCCAGAUGCAUUUAAGGAAGCUUCGUCAUCUCAAGUAGCAUCAGCAGCUACACUCUCUGUAGCAUUCAUGGAAGCAUUGGGUUAUGUCUUCCAAAAUUUCAGUAAUAACUACAAGUCAGAAGAUGUUUCUGGGUUUCUCAUCUCAUUGCUUUUUGGCCUGGGGCCACUAGUUGGUGGUAUUGUCCUUGUUGCAUUUGCUGUUGCUUUUCAUCUUCAACAUGCACUGUUGACCGGUAUAGCUUGUGGUAUUGCCUUUAUCCUGGGCGUAUGGCGACCCUUGCAGCUACUUUUUUAUUCAAAAAUGGGGUUUGUUCCGCUGAUAUUGCUGCUUGCCUUGGGAGCUGUUGUUGUACAUGUAUUAACAUCCAGCAUUCUGGACGCGAUUAAGAAAAAGAGAAACUCGGCAUCCUUGUUUUCUGGUGGUGGGUGUUCAUUAAGUGCCCUGACUAUUCAGUCAUUUUUAUCAUGCACAGCAAUUGCAUUCCAUGCAUUGGCAGAAGGCCUAGCGCUGGGAGUAGCAGCACCAAAAGCUUAUGGACUUGGCCAGCAUAUAGUGUUGCCCGUGUCUCUACAUGGGCUAAUUCGUGGGGCUGCAGCGGCAAGCUGCAUAUACGGGGCUACGGACAGUUGGCACGGAUCUCUUGCAGCAGCCACACUGAUUGGGUUGGUGGGCCCAGUAUCAGCUAUUGGAGCAAUAAUAACUGGGAUUGACUACAAAGGGCUGGACCACUUGAUGAUGAUAGCGUGUGGGGGUUUACUCCCAAUAUUCGGAAGCAUAGUUGGCAGAGCUGUGAAGUUGGAUAGGCAGAAGUGUAGUUUUGGUAUGAUAAUCGGUUUAGGUUUUGCUAGUGUAUGUUUUAUGUUCUCUAAAUUGGUCUGCUUGAACACACCCUACUGCAACUCGGCCCCAGAAGCUGUUAGAUGAAGUUUAUCAUAUGGAAGGUGAUUGUUGCUGCAGAUAGAUAGUGGAAGACCAAAGACUCUAGAAUCAUCAUGAUGAACAUCAAGAGUUGAAGAGUUGUACUCCAUUAAAAAGGAUAACUCAUCUGCGAGGUAGUGUGGGUGUAGGAGAAAUUCUCCAUCGGCUGUACAUCUGAUCUCAUUCAUACACUGAUAUUGUUCUAUGAUAUUACUUCACUGUACAGCAUAAUUUACACCUCUUUUUACUGGAAAUGUUUUUACUUGUAGAAA
Spinacia oleracea (spinach) is the source of this 2436-nucleotide messenger RNA. Its product is annotated as putative zinc transporter At3g08650. The transcript has 6 exons. Gene Ontology annotation, cellular component: membrane. The record is from RefSeq and is a predicted model, not a curated record. Gene Ontology annotation, molecular function: zinc ion transmembrane transporter activity. Lineage: Eukaryota; Viridiplantae; Streptophyta; Magnoliopsida; Caryophyllales; Amaranthaceae. Gene Ontology annotation, biological process: zinc ion transmembrane transport. Bases 374 to 2170 code for a protein of 598 amino acids.